Molecule: messenger RNA, 362 nt
Organism: Camponotus floridanus (Florida carpenter ant)
Lineage: Eukaryota; Metazoa; Arthropoda; Insecta; Hymenoptera; Formicidae
Product: putative odorant receptor 85d
Exons: 3
Coding region: 1-330 (109 amino acids)
Biological process (GO): sensory perception of smell; detection of chemical stimulus involved in sensory perception of smell
Cellular component (GO): plasma membrane
Molecular function (GO): odorant binding; olfactory receptor activity
Source: RefSeq, a predicted model, not a curated record
AUGUUCAUAGUUAUAGUAGCAAUGAGUGUCACUUUGCUGCAAAUGGUAGUACAAUUGGAGAACAUUAUUGAAACAACGAGAUAUAUGGCAUUUUUUACUGGUCAAUUGGUUCAUAUAUUCUUCUUCAGUCUGCAAGGUCAAAGAUUAAUAGAUCAUAGUUUACAAAUACAUGAUAAGAUAUACAAUUGCUCCUGGUACAAAAUACCCGUGAAAUCGCAAAAACUGCUUUUAAACAUCAUGAGAAGAAGCUCGCAACCGAAUAUUUUAAGCGCUGGCAGAAUAUACGUUUUUUCAUUGAAAAGCUUCAUGACGGUAAAGAAAUUUUUAUGAAUCUCAUGUUACAAGAUUCUACAAAAUUAUUU